Messenger RNA from Guyanagaster necrorhizus, 1758 nucleotides. RefSeq names its product pyranose dehydrogenase. NCBI's taxonomy places the organism in Eukaryota, Fungi, Basidiomycota, Agaricomycetes, Agaricales, Physalacriaceae. The coding region runs from base 1 to 1758 and encodes 585 amino acids. The record is from RefSeq and is a predicted model, not a curated record. Gene Ontology annotation, molecular function: flavin adenine dinucleotide binding; oxidoreductase activity, acting on CH-OH group of donors. The transcript is spliced from 10 exons.
AUGCUUUCGCCCUUUCUUCUUCUCCUACCUGCUUUAUGCUCAGCCGCGGUAUAUGACAAGGUCACAGACCUUCCCACUCUAGACUUCGACUAUAUCAUCGUUGGAGGCGGCACUGCAGGAAAUGUCCUCGCCAACCGUUUGACCGAAGAACCGGAUACAUCCGUGCUAGUCCUCGAAGCAGGGCAGUCGACUGCGGACAUCCUGGUUACGCAAGUGCCAUUCUUUUGCACGCUCACGCUCAAUACGCCUUUGGACUGGAACUUCACCACGACGUCCCAGCCUGGCCUGAAUGGACGGGCUCUUCCGUUCCCAAGGGGUUUUGGUUUGGGCGGGACUAGCGCAAUCAAUUUUAUGGCAUACACUCGCGGUUCGUCUGAGGACUACGAUCGAUAUGCAAGCAUCAGCGGUGAUCUCGGGUGGGGAUGGGACGAAAUGCAACAGUAUAUUCGGAAGAACGAGCGCUUUGUAGCGCCUGCGGAUCAUCACAAUAUCACUGGUGAAUAUAAUCCAGCAGUACACAGUUUCAAUGGUAUAAACUCGGUCACACUCCCUGGAUAUCCCCGAGCUAUCGAUGGCCGGGUUAUCCAAACCACUAAGGAGUUUCCAGACGAGUUCCCGUUCAACCUGGAUUUCAAUUCAGGGUAUCAUUUAGGCAUCGGAUGGGAACAAACGACUGUAGGGAACGGGACAAGGAGCAGCUCGGAGACAUCGUAUCUUGGUCCUGAAUAUAUUGGGCGCGAGAACUUGCAUGUACUCGUGAAUUCUUAUGUCACGCGGAUUCUUCAAGUGAAUAGCUCAGAUUCGAACGAUCACCCGCGCUUUGGUACAGUCGAGUUCACCCAGGACGCGGGAGAAACCAUUCACGUCCUUUCGCCUCCCAGCCUCAGGGAAAUAAUACUUUCAGCUGGUACCAUAGGGACGCCCCAUAUCCUACUCAACUCUGGCGUUGGCGAUGACGCCGAGCUCGCCGCAAUGGGCAUAAACUCGACGGUUCAUCUACCCGAUGUCGGGAAAAAUUUAACGGACCACCCGAGUUUGAGUCUUUUCUGGACUGUCAAUGCCACCAACACAACAGAGGACGUGUAUUGGAGGAACGAGACGUUCCAAGCGGAAGCUCUUGGGGAGUGGCAAGCCAAUCGGACCGGGUAUAUUGCGAACAUCGCGUUGAACCAUCUAGGAUACCUUCGUCUUGGGGAACGUGUUUUAAAAGACGAGCCUUGUGCUGGUAACCAGACAGCACAUUACGAGUUGAUCUUCUCCGGAGGUAUUUUCGGAGAGGCCAUUCCAGCAACUGGCAGCUAUCUUACCAUAGCUGUUGUUGCGUUAUGCCCACUUUCACGCGGAAAUAUUACCAUCAGCGGUACCAAUCCCCUCGACUCGCCUCUCAUCAACCCCAACUAUCUUUCGCACCCUCAGGAUAUGGAGAUACUGCAACAUGCCGUAGAGCGUGCGCAGAGAUUCGUCGCAGCACCGGUAUGGGAGGACUACAUCAUUGCGCUCACCACCAAUAUCACGGAUUUGGAGGGGACUAUUAGAGAUAUAGCCGUACCGACGGAUCAUCCUGUUGGCACGGCGAGUAUGUCCCCAGUCGGGGCAGAUUGGGGAGUUGUGGACCCAGAUUUGAGACUCAAGCGGGCUGUAGGGGUGAGGAUCGUGGAUGCAUCUGUCUUGCCUUUUAUUCCUGCUGCACAUACCCAAGCGGCAGUCUAUGCUUUUGCGGAGAGGGCGGCUGACUUGAUAAAAGAGGCCGAACAAUGA